AUGGCGACUCACAGAAUCCAUGGCCUGAACCUCUGCGGAGUUCUCUCCGAAACAAAGCGCAUAAUCGGUGCCCACUCUCGCCAUUUCUUAGCACUCUCUGUACUUUUCCUUCUUCCCCUCUCUUUUUCCGCUGUCAUCUACCCAACUCUUCAAACCGCUUUUUCGGAACCCAAUUCCUCCGUUCUUUCUCACUUUCACCGAUCCUUUUACUUCUUUCUUGAUAAUACGGUUUCAAAUCCGCAAAACCCACAUCUCUUCCUAUUCCCGCUUGUGUACACUGUGUUCGUUUUUGUUUUCUCGCUAUUAGCUACGGCUUCCGUCACUUACAGUGCUUUCCACGGGUUUUACGGUAGACCCGUUAAAUUGGUUUCAUCGCUGAAAUCAGUUUUGUAUUCGGUGCUACCCCUUUUUGUUACUUUUGUUGUUAUUGAUGUAAUUGUGGGUUUGAUUGUAUUGGGUUUUGGGGUCUUUGUGGGUUUGGUGUAUAAAGGGGUAAAGAUUUUGGGGUUUGAAAUUGACUACGAGUCGAAUUACUUUCUGGGGUUUGCUGUUUUUGUCAUGGUUUUGCUUGUGUCCGGUUUGAUUUACUUGACGGUGGAGUGGUCAUUGGCUUAUGUGGUUGUGGUGGUGGAAUCGAAAUGGGGGUUUACACCGUUGAAAAGGAGUGCACGUUUAAUAAAGGGAAUGAGAUGGGUCGCUCUAGCAAUGAUGAUGUUGUUUGGGAUCUUGAUAGGGCUUUUUGCAAUGGCUGCCUCGUCUUUGGUUCUGAAUGCUGAAUCAGUUCAAGGAGGGUGGCUUAGCUGGGCUUUUGUAUUGCAGACAGUGGUGUACUCAGGUUUUAUGACUAUAUUGAUGCUUUACAGUGUUGCUGCACAUACUGUGCUGUAUAUGUACUGUAAGGCCUUGCACGGGGAAUUGGCAUUUGAUAUUGCUGCGGAGUUUGCUCGCGAAUACGUCAGCUUGCCUUUCGAUGAUGGGAAGGUUCCUCAUGUUGUCUAUGUUGUACCCAAUUGA
This is a messenger RNA of Fraxinus pennsylvanica, 1014 nucleotides long. NCBI's taxonomy places the organism in Eukaryota, Viridiplantae, Streptophyta, Magnoliopsida, Lamiales, Oleaceae. The record is from the annotation of a GenBank genome assembly.